AUGCCCAUCACCUUGCUCGGCCUAAGUGACGAUCUUCUGGCAGAAAUCGCCUACUGGGGUGACGAUGAUCUAACUCCCAAUCCUCCAAGGUUCACCCCGCAUCACCUCAUUCCACCUUCUAGUAUCAAAACUCACACCUAUGGCGAUCUUCUCAGUUUUCGAGCAACUUGUCGUCGUAUAAGAGCAAUCUGUAAGGUCAAGCCAACGAAUGUAGUGAUCAAACGAUUCUCGCAGAUGCAGAACUGGUUAGAACGUGCACCUAUGGCUGUAACAUUACACGUCAGACAUAUGGUCAUCGAUUGCGAAGCCGAUAUUUCCCCAUACAUCAACCCCGACCCCUUUUCGGGACGUGACAAGAUCGCUGUCCGAAAGCGUAUGGCGUACCUUCACCAAGUUCCUCUCAAGAUUUAUCUCUCUUGA
Messenger RNA from Kwoniella botswanensis, 420 nucleotides. RefSeq lists its product as uncharacterized. NCBI's taxonomy places the organism in Eukaryota, Fungi, Basidiomycota, Tremellomycetes, Tremellales, Cryptococcaceae. The record is from RefSeq and is a predicted model, not a curated record. The transcript is spliced from 2 exons. The coding region runs from base 1 to 420 and encodes 139 amino acids.